Messenger RNA from Lampris incognitus (smalleye Pacific opah), 880 nucleotides. RefSeq names its product trypsin-3-like. The transcript is spliced from 5 exons. The record is from RefSeq and is a predicted model, not a curated record. Gene Ontology annotation, biological process: proteolysis. The coding region runs from base 8 to 751 and encodes 247 amino acids. Gene Ontology annotation, molecular function: serine-type endopeptidase activity. Lineage: Eukaryota; Metazoa; Chordata; Actinopteri; Lampriformes; Lampridae.
AGUAAUCAUGAAGUACUUCGUUCUUCUGGCGCUGUUUGCUGUGGCUUUUGCUGCCCCCAUCGAGGACGAGGAUGACAAGAUCGUGGGAGGAUACGAGUGCAGGAAGAACUCUGUGCCCUACCAGGUGUCUCUGAACGCCGGGUACCACUUCUGUGGCGGGUCCCUGAUCUCCAGCACCUGGGUGGUGUCCGCCGCCCACUGCUACAAGUCUCGCAUCCAGGUGCGUCUGGGUGAGCACAACAUUGAAGUCAACGAGGGCACCGAGCAGUUCAUCAGCUCCGCCCGGGUCAUCAAGCACCCCCGCUACAGCAGCCGCAACCUGGACAACGACAUCAUGCUGAUCAAGCUGAGCAAGCCCGCCAGCCUCAACAGCUACGUCAAGACCGUGUCCCUGCCCUCCAGCUGCGCCAGCUCCGGCACGCGCUGCCUGAUCUCCGGAUGGGGCAACACCAGCAGCUCCGGCAGCAACUACCCCGACCGCCUGAGGUGCCUGGAUGCCCCAAUUCUGAGUGACAGCAGCUGCAGAAACGCCUACCCCGGACAGAUCACCUCCAACAUGUUCUGUGCUGGAUUCCUCGAGGGAGGCAAGGACUCUUGCCAGGGUGACUCCGGUGGCCCCGUGGUGUGCAACGGCCAGCUCCAGGGUGUGGUGUCCUGGGGUUACGGCUGUGCCCAGAGGAACAACCCUGGUGUCUAUACCAGGGUCUGCAACUACAACUCCUGGAUCAGGAGCACCAUGUCCUCCUACUAAGACAAGAGGAGCACCAUGUCCUCCUACUAAGACAACAGGAGCACCAUGUCCUCCUACUAAGACAUCUUUACUGGAGGGACUAGCUGCUCUGAGACAGGAGCCGUGACAACAACUGUUACUAUCAUGAAA